Toxoplasma gondii ME49 is the source of this 3256-nucleotide messenger RNA. RefSeq lists its product as hypothetical. NCBI's taxonomy places the organism in Eukaryota, Apicomplexa, Conoidasida, Eucoccidiorida, Sarcocystidae. Gene Ontology annotation, molecular function: ubiquitin protein ligase activity; single-stranded DNA binding; zinc ion binding. The coding region runs from base 171 to 2750 and encodes 859 amino acids. Gene Ontology annotation, biological process: protein monoubiquitination; DNA damage tolerance. The record is from RefSeq and is a predicted model, not a curated record. The transcript is spliced from 3 exons.
UGAAAACAGGAGCAGUAGCGGCUUUACUUCGAAGGACCAAGUCGUUCCGUCUCACACUCCCAUGGUUUUACGUAAGAGAACGGGAAAAAAAACUAGAGAGCAUUUGUUCGGGCAGCCGAAUCCUUUUCCAAAGCUCAGAGGCGCAGGAUGGCAUUGUUGGAUUAUCUGUGAUGCCGGGUUCUGUGAGUUUCCUGUUCGCGUCUGUAGUUUUUUUCCCGUUGUCCACGUCAACUCGAGUUUCGUGGAAUUCUUCGCAUCCGUGGGAAGUGCGAGUUGGGGCCCUUUCUCCAAGAAUCGCUGAGUUUGGUCACAGGGUUGUUUUUUAUUCCCAUCGCUCUCUUACCGUUGUCACUGAAAAAGGAAGUCUAAGGUGUCCUCUGCCUGGUGUUUGCGGUUGUGGUGCGGAAACUGCAGGAUUUCCCUGCCGCAGUGCCGUUCCCUUAUGUGAGCGGCACCUUUUUGACGGCGCCCUGUCUCCUCGAAUCCUAACUUUUUCCUCGAAACGUCCAAUGGUGUCUACUGGUUUUUCUUCUUCGCUGCGUUUCGUGCAAUGGCGUUUCAAAGGCAGCAACACGCCGUAUGCGCCGGUGUCUUUGCCGCUGCCGGUUUUUUGCGGUGAGAUUCGCGCGUUUCUGAAGAAACAGACGGGCUUGGAAGCGACUCCCCAGCUGGACGCGCUUCUUUUCCUCGAGUCCGAUCCGUCGAGUCCGCUUUCAGAUCUCUUCCCUUUGCGGCAUCCGUGCUCACUGCUUCUCCAGCGCACGAGUGCGGCGGAGGCACAGGCUGCCCUUGACAUUGCUGACAGAGCUUUUCAUCGGCAGAAAGACAGCACACCUGCAGUCACUGACAUCGUGCGUUCUGCGUCCGUAGGAGACUUCCACGAUGUCUCUGCCGAAAAAGAAUCAGGGAGCAAACAAUUGGCACCUUCCCUCAACGGCUCGAGAGCUACCCCGAAUGUUGUUACCCCCGCCCGUACCGACCAAGUAGAUCCUUCGUCGAGUUCCGGCGGCCUUUCUCUGUCGACGCGCGAAGUUCCUUUCGCCUCCGGAGGCUCGGCUCUCGAAGGUGAAACUGGGGAAUCUGCAAAUAACGACGAGGAAGAUGAAGCUGCCCUACUGCAAGCCGUCAUUGAACAGCAUGCAGAGCACCGUGGACCGCAGACCAGCUCCUCGCAGGCCGUCGCCGGUGGUGGCUUUGCUUCUUCGGAGGGACGCUUCUCUGCCGGCUAUUCAUCGGGAUUCGGACGCGGACGGGGCUGGGGAUUCAGCGCGGGUCGCGGGUACCAGGCGCCUUCUCUGGGGGCUUCAGCUGCAGGCGCGGCACAGACUGCCUUUGGUGUCGGCCGAGGCGCUGUGGGCUCCAACCUCCCGACUGCGGCUGGCUACGUCCCCGUAGGUGAAGACUACAUUUGCCACAUGUGCGGUGAGAGAGGCCACCACAUCCGCAACUGUACGCGGUCAAACGACCCGCGGCACCAAAAAAAAAUCCGCCCCGCCACGGGCAUCCCCAGCAGCUUUCUUCGUGACAUCAGCGUGGACGACAUUCCACGUUACGCGGAGGUCUACAUCAGAAAAGAUGGAUCUUUCGCUGUGAUGAAGAACGCGAAGCAGAUGUCGUCUCUGUCGUACUUCUCGUCGGACCUGGACACAAAGAUUGAACGUCACGUCGGCAGUAGCGACGUAGCAGCGCAUCUGAAGUGUCCUCUUUGUGGCCUUCUCUUCUCGCAGCCUGUGGCAACGCCGUGCUGUGGAGAGAGUUUUUGUCGGGGAUGUCUGUUGCGGGUGUUGCACCCGAGUCGCGGCGGCACGGGAGGAUUUUUUCCAGGUGGCUCUGGGUUUGCCGGCGACAGCGAAAAGAACUCGGCAAAGAAAUCCGGGGGCUGUCCGUCCUGCGGCCGGUCCAUCGAUCUGCGCGACGUUCUGUGCAACACGGCUCUUCAGAAGAGUGUAGAUGCCAUUGUGCGUUCCACGUCUUCCUUCAAGGAACCGGAUGCGACAGAGUCCGCUCGUCCACCGUUCCCUCCCCUGUCUACUGUGCCGAGUGUCUCAGGACGAGUCGCGCCGAGUGCGAGUUCUUCGCAGCGAACAGCGAAUGGCGGGGGUGUGGCGCGCGAUGUGUCCAGCAGCGCUGUCAGCUCGUGUGCGGCACCACAUGCAUCGAAUAGUCCGGUCGCGUCCAGUGGUGCUAGCGGUGGAGAACCUUGCGCCAUGGCUGAGGAAAGGGAAGAAAAAAGGGAAAAGAAGGAAGGUUCGAAUGACGUGGUAGCCGCCGGGACAGUUGGGGUGUGGUGCGCGUCGGGAGAAGCAUCCAGUGUGAAGACAGAGCACGUAGAGAGAGAGGUUUCCUGUCCCCGCGAUGCUGUUGCGCUGAAGGAUGUUGUGGGGACGCAGACGCCUUCUGAGCCUGAUCCGUCGAAACGUGCACCAGGAGCGGCACUGGUAGAACCUGCAGCCGCUUCCGCACCGAGCAAUGACUCCUUGGAUCGGAACAGUGCGCCUGGGGACCACGGCAAUGACACACAGGGUGGAAACACCGUGGGUAGUAGCGCGACCAAAGGGAGACUUCCAGAGGAGGCACAGUCGGGGCUGCCACCGGGCGUAGACUUGCAGGAACUCGAAGAGCAACACAUAUUUGCGGCUGCAUACAUCGCUCAAUACCUUCAGCGAAGACGAGAGAAGAGGAAACGGCGGCGGAUACUCAAAAUUUGUGAUGGACGCCCAGAGGGAAUGGAGAAAGCAAAUCAAAGGUGACCUUCUGUAUGGUGACAGGAAAUCGGAUGCUAAUCGGUGCAGGGCAAGGAUAUAGGAGUGGCGUAACAGCUCUGUCAACUCGUCUCUUCGAGUUCCAAUUCCUCUUUAUCCGUCUGCCGUGGCAUCGGUGUUUGGUGGUACCAUUCCGUUAUGCUUCUUGUGUCUGUUUUUCGCGUCCUGGACAGUCCUCCUUGUUUUUCACAGGGCAUGGACUGUCGCUGUAUUGUUGGCACCCGCGGUGAUAGCUUUCUCGGACUUGUACAAUUUUGCUGGGACACAAUGACUGUUUAACUCUUUGGAGAUCUGCCUUUGGAAUGCUGCGCGCUCAAGUAGUCGAAGGACAUCUGUCGCCACAGCAGCGGAAGCCAUUAAAGGCUCACAGACUCACACCGCAAAACUGAUACCGCGAGGCGCUGCAAUAGAAGUGCGUGUGAAGACUUUUGUUUGCUACUCUUGGUCCCCUCAGCAUCUUGCGUCACGAAAUCAUUCACCGCUUUCGAUGGCAC